Molecule: messenger RNA, 537 nt
Organism: Medicago truncatula (barrel medic)
Lineage: Eukaryota; Viridiplantae; Streptophyta; Magnoliopsida; Fabales; Fabaceae
Product: probable 2-oxoglutarate-dependent dioxygenase AOP1.2
Exons: 2
Coding region: 1-537 (178 amino acids)
Source: RefSeq, a predicted model, not a curated record
AUGAAUGUCAUGGGCUCGAAGAUGUUUGAAUUGCAUUCCCUCAUUCCAAAACAAUUCAAUUCAACUAUUGAAGAAUUGAAGGGCAAUUGUAAUUUGCGAUUGAUGAAAUACAGAGUUCCUGAAAUCAACAAAGAUUGUGGAAUUGGCUUGGCACCUCACACCGACAAAACUACCUUAACCAUUUUAUGCCAAAAUGAAGUUCAAGGUCUUGAGGUUCUUACUAAAACAAACCAAUGGAUUAAAUUGAACAUACCCCAAGGAGGCUUUGUUGUCUUUGUUGGUGACAUACUCAAGGCAUGGAGCAAUGGGAGACUUCAUGCGGCUACACACAAAGUGAAGAUGUUUGGAGAUAAAGAAAGGUAUUCAGUAGGACUACUUUCUAACCCAAAGAAUGAUGUGAAAAUUGAGGUGCCACAUGAAUUGGUGGAUCAAAAAAUGCAUCCUCUUCGUUACCGCUCAUUCUAUUAUGGGGAUUACUUAGACUACUUUUGUUCAACUUUCAAAGAAAAUGCACUAGAUGCAUUUAUAGGCAUUUGA